This is a messenger RNA of Polyodon spathula (Mississippi paddlefish), 1886 nucleotides long. It is a transcript of the gene cenpu, whose product is annotated as centromere protein U. The record is from RefSeq and is a predicted model, not a curated record. Bases 249 to 1868 code for a protein of 539 amino acids. Gene Ontology annotation, cellular component: nucleus. The transcript has 16 exons. NCBI's taxonomy places the organism in Eukaryota, Metazoa, Chordata, Actinopteri, Acipenseriformes, Polyodontidae.
UUUUUUUUUUUAGAAACAUGACUACACCAGUAUUUAAACUUGCAGUGAACAUUUUCAUUACACGGUUAUUUGUUCGCUUGAUGAUACUACGUCCGUAUCGUCUAUUUUUUUUGUUUUUUUUUUGCCCACCACCCUACCCCACCCCUUGUUUUGCCCACCCGGUGAUUCAUGCAAGUUCCAAUUUCAAGCGGGAGAAAAAAGGAAAAUAAACAGGAGACAUUGUUUACUGGGUUCCUGUCAAACACAAAAUGAGUGCCGUUAAAAAAAAAGUUGGGUAUGGAAAGUUCCGUAGAAACAUUCAAAGUGAACUUGAAUCAGACACAAGGGAUGACAUAUAUUAUGAAGCUGCACCCACACGGAAGUUCUCGGAGACUUCACCUCAUGUGACUGAUAUCUCAUCAAUUACGAAGAGUAGCUUAUUGGACGAGGAAGAUAGUAAUCUUUAUGAUAACCCUCUCCACAGCACUGUACUGGGGGAUGAGCAUAGUGCACAGAAGAAACAUGAAGCACUGUCUCACAAUAAGCCUAAGAAGAAUAAAGCAGUGUCAAAGAAAAACAAGGGAGUUAUUAGCAAGACAGUGGGACCUGUGGCAAAGACACAAAAACCAACCUCACGCCCACUGAAGCGUCUUUCUGAGAUGCUGGAAAGAGAGGAUAGUAGUGAUUUGGAAAGUGAAGCCUCGAUCAAUGAAGCUGAUCCUUCAGACAAUACCCCUCUGUCACAGGCUCAGACAGACACCACAGAAAAGUCUGAAUCAGUACAGAGCAGAGCAAAGGCAGGGAAGAAAUCUGCUGCUGUGAGCAAGCCCAGAACUGGAAGAAAACAGGCACAGAGACUGUCCCCAUCUGUAGAGGAAAGCUCAGAUGAGGAAGCUUCUGACGUGACCCCUCUGUCACAGGCUCAGACAGACACCACAGAAAAGUCUGAAUCAGUACAGAGCAGAGCAAAGGCAGGGAAGAAAUCUGCUGCUGUGAGCAAGCCCAGAACUGGAAGAAAACAGACACAGAGACUGUCCCCAUCUGUAGAGGAAAGCUCAGAGUCUGAAUUGGGUCCUCAGAGUUCAGAUUUGUCGUCACAGUCACAGAGAAUCGCCACAAAAGAGUCUGAACCAGUACAGAGCAGAGCAAAAGCAGGGAAGAAAUCUGCUGCUGUGAGCAAGCCCAGAGCUCGAAGAAAACAGACACAGAGACUGUCCCCAUCUGUAGAGGAAAGCUCAGAUGAGGAAGCUUCUGACGUGGAAAGUUCUAAUCCAAAAAACGGCUUAAAGCCUGUUAGAAAGAAGAAGAAUAAACCUUCAUCUGCAUCUUCAGAUGAAGCUGGACCCUCCAAAAAGGUUAAGAAAUUGCCAAAAAACAUCACAGAGCUUGAUGUGGUGCUGGAUGUGUUUCAGGGUUUUGUGUCGGAGUACAAGGAGACUGUGGAGCCCAGUGUGUGCAGAAAUGCAAUAGAGAGAUUGUACAACAAGGUUUCUGAUCACCUUCUUGAAACGAUAACUCAAGUGAAGGAGUGCACAGAACUAAAAAAGAAAAGCACAAAGAUUGUGAAUGCUAUUAAUAAGAAAAGAAGACACCUGAUUGAAGUUAAGAGUAACUUAAUAAAGAGGGAAAUACAUCUAAGAAAAGUGCAGAAAGAGUAUGCAGAACUGAAAGACAGAUACACAGAUCUGAAGAGUGGCAGUACGUUUUUAGACGACUUCAAGGAUCUGCAGAUGCGGUAUUUAGAGCACAGAAAUAACAACACUGGAGAGAAAGAAAAGUAUGGUCUGUCCAGCCUUCCUUCAUUACUACUAGAAGCACGGGGCAUUUUGGGAGCAGAAGAGCAGCUCCAGAAUAUCAACUUUAAACUACAGCAAGCUAUUGGAAAUUAGGCAAAAGCUAAGCUGGAC